Melozone crissalis (California towhee) is the source of this 2654-nucleotide messenger RNA. RefSeq names its product steroid sulfatase (gene STS). Lineage: Eukaryota; Metazoa; Chordata; Aves; Passeriformes; Passerellidae. The transcript has 11 exons. Gene Ontology annotation, molecular function: arylsulfatase activity. Bases 93 to 1868 code for a protein of 591 amino acids. The record is from RefSeq and is a predicted model, not a curated record.
GGUGGGACCCACCGCCGCGGGGUGGAGCGGAGCGGGGACCUGGCCGUGGAGGGGAGAGGGGUUCAGGCUACGCACCCAGCAGCAACCCGUCCAUGUCAAAGAUCAGGAGGAAGAUGGGGCUCCUUUUACUUCUAAUAAUUUGCCAGUGUGCCAUAAACAGUAUCACAACACACAGUGUUUCAAAGCCCAAUAUAAUUUUACUGAUGGCUGAUGAUCUUGGUAUUGGAGACCUGGGAUGUUAUGGGAACAAAACCUUAAGAACCCCUAAUAUUGACAGGCUAGCAGAGGAAGGAGUGACACUUACUCAGCAUAUAGCAGCAGCCCCACUUUGUACUCCAAGCAGGGCAGCUUUCCUGACAGGAAGAUAUCCUAUAAGAUCAGGAAUGGCUGCCUUCUCACGUGUCGGUGUCUUCUUAUUUUCUGCCUCUUCUGGGGGACUUCCUUCUGAAGAAAUAACUUUUCCCAAACUCCUGAAGCAGAAAGGUUAUGCAACAGCUCUAAUAGGAAAGUGGCAUCUUGGGAUGAACUGUGAAAGCAGUAAUGACUUCUGUCACCACCCCCUCAGUCAUGGAUUUGAUUACUUUUAUGGCCUUCCCGUGACCAAUUUUAGAGACUGCAAACCUGGCCAAGGCAGUGUAUUUUUAAAAGGUAUUCAGAGAGACCUUGUCAUCCCAGUCCAAAUCACUGGAAUCGCCCUUGUGUCUUUGGCAGUAGUGCAGUACAUUGGCCUUCUCAAAGUACCCUUUCAAGCACUGGGUUACUUCUUGUUAAUAAUCACAAUUUCACUUGUGGUUUUGAUUUUUUUCUUCUAUCAUUUUCGACAACUAAACUGCUUUUUAAUGAGAGACCAUCAGAUUAUCCAGCAGCCACUGUCCUAUGAGAACCUUACUCAGAGACUGACAAAAGAAGCCAUGAAGUUUAUUGAAAGGAACACUGAUACACCAUUUCUUCUUUUCCUGUCUUAUCUUCACGUCCAUACUGCUCUAUAUGCUUCAGAAAAUUUCAAAGGAAAGAGCAAGCAUGGUUUAUAUGGUGAUGCAGUGGAGGAAAUGGACUGGAGUGUAGGGCAAGUUCUGGAUGUGCUGGAGAAGCAUAAUCUAAAUGACAAAACUCUUGUAUACUUUACAUCUGACCAAGGGGCUCAUGUUGAAGAAAUCUCCAGUGCUGGAGAAGUCCAUGGAGGAUACAAUGGCAUAUAUAAAGGUGGAAAAUCAACAAACUGGGAAGGAGGCAUUCGUGUGCCAGGUCUUCUCCGUUGGCCUGGCGUGAUACAGGCUGGCGCCCAUAUUGAUGAGCCAACCAGUAACAUGGAUAUAUUUCCUACCAUAGUUAAACUUGCAAAUGCACAGCUACCCUCUGACAGGAUUAUUGAUGGACAUGAUCUGCUACCUUUAGUUCAAGGAGAAGUUACUCAAUCUAAGCAUGAAUUUCUCUUCCAUUACUGUAAUGCAUAUUUAAAUGCAGUACGCUGGCACCCAGGAAACAGUGAAUCUGUCUGGAAGGUCUUCUUCUUCACUCCCAACUUCAGUCCUGAGGACUCCAAUGGUUGCUAUGAUUCUCAUGUUUGCUUCUGCCAUGGAGGAUUCAUUACACGACACGACCCUCCGCUGCUCUUCGAUCUGUCCAGAGACCCUGAGGAGAAAGUGCCACUGACUCCAGAAACUGAGAGCCAUUUCUACGAAGUCAUCAGGGUCAUACAACAAGCAGUAGACAACCACGCCAGAUCCCUGCAUGCUGUUCCUAACCAGCUGUCAUGGGACAACCUUCUCUGGAAGCCAUGGCUCCAGCUCUGCUGCUCAUCUCUCCUUCAGUCUUGUUACUGUGACUAUGAAUCAGGAGGGGGUUCACUGCAGGUGCAAUUGGGAUAAAUACGCUGUAAUUCCCUUUCAGAAACUGGACCAGCUGAGUGUGCAAGAAUUCUUUGUUCUGCUAGGCACAACAGCUGUUCUGUGCUGCUUGAUCAAAUAUCAAAAAUGAUGGCUUUGCUACUGCUCUGAUUUCUUCUUGCCUGAAUAUGAUGUUUUUUCAUACCCUCCUUGGCUUUUGAUGCCAUCUUUCUAAUCUCCUUUCUUAAAACAUCCACACCCCUGAAAUAUUUUUCCAUCUAUUUCUUUGCCACUUUGCCAGAACAGUCCUUCUGUUUGCUUGUCAUAUUGAUUGUAAUGGCUAUUUUGCCUUAAUCAAUCAGAAAAUGCAAAGUAGUCUUUGUCACAAAGUUUGACUUGUAAGGCUCCUUGACUCUGCUAACCUCCUGCUUAUUUAAGGUCCAACAGGAAUUAACUUUGCAUUAUGAAAUAUAAGGAAUUAAAACAUACCUGAGAUGUUGUUUAAUGUAAAUAAUAUAAAAUAUUUCUUUUUUGUGGCACAAAAUUAAUAUUUUACAAAAUAUAAUUUAGUACAAUGUUUCAUACUUUGACAUAAGCAGUGAAAUCUGAAAUCCAUUCUUAAAAUUGUUCCUUCAAGAAAGAUUCUGUGAAGAACAGGGCAGUAUUUUUCGUAUUUUUUGUUAAUACCAUUUCAUUUAAUACCUAAAAUAAACCUUCCUUGCAUUGCAAAUGUAUUAUAUCUUUCAGUACUAUACCUUCUGUUCUGGAGAUGGUGUGUCAGAUCAGCGCAAUUAAAAUAGUCUUGUUUAUCUGCAAAAUAAAAUGUGA